Brassica napus (rape) is the source of this 2940-nucleotide messenger RNA. RefSeq names its product pentatricopeptide repeat-containing protein At1g77360, mitochondrial. Bases 1254 to 2684 code for a protein of 476 amino acids. NCBI's taxonomy places the organism in Eukaryota, Viridiplantae, Streptophyta, Magnoliopsida, Brassicales, Brassicaceae. The transcript has 2 exons. Gene Ontology annotation, molecular function: protein binding. The record is from RefSeq and is a predicted model, not a curated record.
AUACUAAUAGUAAUAGGUCGACAGACUUAAAAGGGCUACAAGGACUCUCUCUCUUAAACGCUCCAACUUCUCUCUAGCUUUAUAAAAGUGAUAUCGUUUCCGGUGGCCGGUGAGCAACUCGCCACCGGUCGCCACCCCUUUUCUUUUGUCUUUUGUUAAUGUUUGUAUCAUAUUAUAUCUAUCUUCCGUUGCGGAUAUUAUCUUCGCUAGGCGAUUUUGCGGUGUUUCUCAAGUCAAUCGGAGCUGUGUCUACUUGUUCUCUUUUAUCUCUGUUUUGGCUUGAGAUUAAUAAACUUCUGGUCUUUUUGAUCAGAGUUAUGUUAAGCUUCAUCUCUCCUGGAGAAUUUGGACUUAUCCCGAUUGUCUCUUUAUAUCUCUUUCUUUUAGCUGGGUAUCCUUGAUCUUUACUUCAGAUGAUAUCAAUCUUUGCUUCCAAAUCUUAAGCAAAGUACUCAAAAGAGGUUAAAGAUUGAGUUUUGCAUGUUCGUCUUCGCGAUCUAUUCCAGUUAAAAAAGAGUUGAAGCUUGCCGUGUGCGAGUGUUUCGACGAAGACUGGUUUGAAAUCGAUUGAAGCGUCUUGGAGUUCAUCACAUCUGGCGAGGAGGAUUAGAUAUGUGGAGGCAUAGGUGGUUAAGAGAGUGAAGCAUCAAAUUGGUGUCAGAAAUAGAAGCUUGAAGCUUCUGAAAGAAGGACAAAUCUAAGCAAAAAGAUGAAGAAGAUAGGGAAGCGUCAUGCUCUAAAAUAGAGUUACAGCACGCGGUCUUUCGUGGUCUAGACAGUGAAAAAUGAAACCAAACAAAACAAUUCAACCUUUGAAAUGAAAUCAAUGACCCUUUUUCCCUACGUGAAACGCAAAAGGGUAUAACCACUUAACUUUUUGUCUUGCCUGCAAAAAAUCCAUGGGUGUCAAUUGACCCCCCUCAUUACCCUCUACCUCCGCCCCGUAUCAUAACCACGACCCAAGCCCACGGCAAAAUCUGAGGAGCUUACCUUCGUAUUAGUAGGCGUUCUGUAUUCUCCUAUUUGGGCUUAAUGGGCUUUCUAUUUCACUCCUGUUGGGCGUUUACAUAUGACCCAAUUUAUCUCACCUUCGAAACGCUGCGUAUCGUCUGUCUUCUACUUCUAGUCUUUCGUCACUCGACGUUCUCUGUCGCCGACAGGUUUAUAAUCCUCCGGCGAGCAAAACCAUUGUUCCUGUAGACGAAACCACUAUUCCGAAAAGCUUUGCUGCUGUGUUCUGGCUUCUACUCAAUAUGUCGAUCAGAGUUCUCAACAAUCAAUCAAGAUUUGUAUCUGCAAAGCUAUAUAGUACAAGUGGACAAGUCAUUGACGUUGCGGAAGUAACAAAGAAAAUAUCCAAAGUAAUGAUGUCUUCUCCCCAACAGGUUCUCGAAUCAGCACUAGACCAAACCGGCUUAAGGGUCUCACCAGAAGUAGCAGAAGACGUCCUCAACAGAUUCAGGAACGCUGGUCUGUUAGCAUACAGAUUCUUCCAAUGGUCCGAGAAGCAACGCCACUACGAGCACAGCGUCCGUGCCUACCACAUGAUGAUCGAAUCCACGGCCAAGAUAAAGCAGUACAAGCUCAUGUGGGAUCUCAUCAACUCGAUGAGGAAGAAGAAGAUGCUAAACGUGGAGACCUUUUGUAUAGUGAUGAGGAAGUACGCGAGGGCGCAGAAGGUGGACGAGGCGGUUUACGCGUUUAACGUGAUGGAGAAGUAUGAUUUGGAACAGAAUCUUGCGGCGUUCAAUGGUUUGUUGAGUGCCUUGUGUAAGUCCAAGAACGUGAGGAAAGCUCAGGAGAUAUUCGAGACGAUGAGAGAGAGGUUUGUGCCUGACUCUAAAACUUAUAGUAUAUUGCUUGGUGGAUGGGGGAAAGAACCAAACUUGCCUAAGGCGAGAGAGGUCUUCAGGGAGAUGAUUGAUGCUGGUUGCGAGCCUGAUGUAGUGACUUACAGUACAAUGGUUGAUAUAUUGUGUAAAGCCGGAAGAGUAGAUGAAGCUCUUGGGGUUGUGAGGAGCAUGGAUUCAAGGAUCUGCAAGCCGACGAGUUUCAUCUAUAGUGUGCUUGUGCAUACUUACGGAACAGAGAACCGUCUUGAAGAGGCUGUGGAAACGUUUCUAGAGAUGGAGAGAAGUGGUGUAGAAGCAGAUGUAGCGGUUUUCAACUCGUUGAUAGGCGCGUUUUGCAAGGCGAAUAAGAUGAAGAAUGUGUACAGGGUUUUGAGAGAGAUGAAGAGUAAAGGCGUGACGCCUAACUCAAAGUCAUGUAACAUCAUUCUACGCCAUUUGAUAGAAUGCGGUGAGAAAGAUGAAGCGUUUGAUGUGUUUAGGAAGAUGAUCAGAGUGUGUGAGCCAGAUGCGGACACGUACACGAUGAUGAUAAAGAUGUUUUGUGAGAAGAAAGAGAUGGAGACUGCUAAUAAAGUGUGGAGGCGCAUGAGGAAAAAGGGUGUUUUUCCGAGUAUGCAUACUUUUGCUGUUCUAAUUAAUGGGUUGUGCGAGGAGGGUGAUACUCAAAGGGCUUGUGUUUUGUUGGAGGAGAUGAUUGAGAUGGGGAUUAGACCAUCAGGUGUGACGUUUGGGAGAUUAAGACAGCUGCUUUUGAAAGAGGGUAGAGAUGAUGUGGUCAAGUUUCUUAAUGAGAAGAUGAAUCUUUUGGUCAAUGAGCCUUUGUGUGAUUGACAAGUACGUCUCACAAGUCACAACAGCUGGUUCGAUGUGUUAGUAGACAUGUUUGGUUUUGUCUGAUUGGCUCAGGAUCCAUCUCAAUUUUUGUAAAGUUGUAACUGAAGUUGAAACCAGCAGAUUGUUACGGUUCAGAUUGUAAACUAGUUUUGAUCCUUUGGUUAGGCAUGCGGUUAUUAACCGCGAACCUGCCGAACCAAACUAAGAUGUUCGGUUUCUGAUUCAGUUUGGUUAAGAGAUUCGGUUCAGUUUA